Molecule: messenger RNA, 4467 nt
Organism: Fulvia fulva
Lineage: Eukaryota; Fungi; Ascomycota; Dothideomycetes; Mycosphaerellales; Mycosphaerellaceae
Product: Autophagy-related protein 11
Exons: 2
Coding region: 1-4467 (1488 amino acids)
Biological process (GO): reticulophagy; piecemeal microautophagy of the nucleus; autophagosome assembly
Cellular component (GO): Atg1/ULK1 kinase complex; phagophore assembly site membrane; extrinsic component of membrane
Molecular function (GO): molecular adaptor activity; protein kinase binding
Source: RefSeq, a predicted model, not a curated record
AUGUCGAUCGCCGUCUUUGUUGGCCACACCGGGCAGUGCUUGAACCUCGAUCCGAGUACUACCACAUCCCUCGACGCUCUAAGGUCAUGGAUCACGUCGCAGACGGGUAUUCAGCCGCGUAGUCAGAUAUUGCUUACGGCUCAGGGGAAACAGGUCAGGAGCCAGACGCUGUUGACGGAAAGUGGGCUGUUCGUCUUCGAUUCGAGUUGGUUGAAUGGGAAGAAGGCUGCUAGUCCGUCGAAGGAGUCUGUGAAUAGUGCAGAUGGUGCCGAUUUUAGUCCGGGAACUGCGCCGGAUACGAUAGCGAAUCAGAACGAUCUGCAGUCAUGGCAGAACCUGUUCAGGUUGAGGAAGAGCUGGGCGGCGGGUCUGCUGAAUGGAUGCAGUGCGCGCGCGCAACAGGCGGAGCGAUAUCAGGAGGAGCAGUCUGUGAUUGAGCGCAGUGUCAGUGUGGCGGUGGCUAGUCUGCAGUUGCACAUCAAGAACUCGGAGAAACAGUAUGCCAGGGCAGCGGACUACUCGACGGAGAUCCUGCAGGACCAGCAGACGCACGCGGAUAACUGGGAGCAUAACUUGGGGAGUCUGAGGAGCAUUCCUGCAAGAGCAGAGUAUGCGCGCUUCAUUGAGCCCAUGGCUCCCGCGUCGGGCUCGAGGCGCAACUCGAUGCAGCACAUCACGACGCUGCAGGGUUUCGUGGAUGUUGUGACAGUGAAGCAGGCAGCUUCGAACACGCGAUCACAGACGUCUGGUCUGGCGGGUAAAGUCGAUCAGAUCCGCGACGAUCUUGACUCUGCGACGAAGGAUAGCAACGAUCUCUUGCAGGCCGUGGAACAGCUCGCUCAACGUUCGAUCGUGGAGAGCUCCACCGAACACGAGACGCUCAUCGACGAGAUCCGAGUUGUCGUCGACAAGAUGAGCAGCGACUUCGAACACGUCCAAGCUCUACCAAAGGCACCUCAACACAUCGCCCAGGCUUCCAAAAUGGCUCUCCUGCACACGAAGAGCUAUGUCCCGAACCUCCUCGACUACUGCAACGAGAUCAAUGAGUUGACGCAAAGAAGGAAGCAGCAACGGGAUGCUGCUGCGGAUACUGCUCUCGAGCAUAUGAGGAAGCUGGCAGCUAUCGAGCAGCAGAUAGCGAAUCUGCAACAGGAUGUGAGAGAAGUGGAAGCUUUCGAGACGCAAGAUCAAUCCCUUGCAACACUUUCUAUUGUCGCACGCCUGCCAUCGGUGUAUGGGCAGCUCUUGGUUGAGUCUGUCAGGCGCCGAGAGUGGGUCGCGAAGAUGAAGAGGGAUUCUGCUACGCUGCAAGAGGAGGUCGCGACAUAUCAAGAGGAAGAAGACAAGAGACGGAAGAAGUGGAUGCGUGUUGUGGAAGACAUUGUCCCAGCUGAGGCACUGCAAAGUCGCGUGCUUAGUAUCGAGCUUGGGCUUCAGAAUGAAGGUGGCAGCUGGCCGAUGACGACAAGGGAUGAGUUGGACGAGUACCUGCAAACGAUUCUAUCAGUCCAUGGACAAGGACCUGUCACGGAUGAGAUCGAGCAAGCAAUCAAGGAUCUGGACAAACCCACACGCAAGCAGAUCAAGCACGCACGAGCUUUCAAGAACGGCAGCAUGCAUGAAGCUGCAUUUGGCGACACGUCACUCCUGCUGCGCGGAGAUGAGCAAUACAAAGGCCUACGCGAUAGCAACGUGAGGCUGGAAGAAGAGCUCAAAGCGCAGAAGAGCCGUGUACGCAAACUUGAGGAUCUCCUUCAUCGUCAGACACAGAGCAGCAGAGCAAGCACUGGUGAUGUGUUCACGCCCUCUAGUGAAGGCCCUUUUGCUCGGCCGUUUUCCACGCCGCCAGUGGGCAAUUUUGCGCCCCCUCCUUCGGACGACAUGAUUCGCAAUCCUCCUUCGCUGAUCAAGCAGCGGAGGCCAUCAACAGCGGGUCCAGGAGCAGAGGAGAAGAGGCUUGCGAAGCGGGUGGUUGAUCUUGAGGCUGAAGUGCAGUCGUAUAAAGAUGAGGUGACAUCUCGCAAGAACUCCGAUGCAGAGUUUCAGAAACAGGUUGAGGAAGCUACAUCUACAAAGCGAGACCUGAUGGAGAACAUGGACGCGCAGCAACGAGAGUUCGCUGAAGAAAGGCGCAACCUGGAGAAAGACCUUGCAGAUAUGCGAGAGAAACUCGAGGAAGCAGAGAACGAAGUCGAACGUCUACUAGGCUCUAGAGAUGGCGUAGACGGUGAGAUCGCCAGACUCAAGGAGGACGCUGCUGGUCAUGCUGCCAGAGCUGCGACGGAGCAUGAUGCUCGAAGUGCUCUGGAACGCAGGUUUCAAGUUGCUGAGGCUGCCAAAGCUCAAGCUGAGGAAGAGCUGCAGAAAGCACGUUUGCAGCAAGAAGAGAAGCGAGAGACAGAGGCAGGACAGUUACAGUCCCUCGCGACUGCACACUCACACCUCUCGCCGAACGCAGAAACACCAGAUGGUCUCGUCGGCUUGGCGACCGCGCUCGAGGAACUUGCUCGCAAAUCUGCUGCACAUGCGAAGGAUUUGGCGGAAGCUGUGGCUUUUGCUAAGAGCGAGAACCAGUCUCUCUGGUCGAGCAAUGAGCGUCAGAAGAGUGAGCUUACCGAUGCCGAGCAGCGACAGAGCGAAACUGAACAGCAAGUCCGGGAAGUACAGGAGAAUUUGUCUGCUGAAGAGGCGAAGGCGAAGUCACUCGAAGAGCAGCUCAACGAGGAACAAGAACAGCUUCGCAUGCUGCGCAGCAAGUUUGCUGAAGGCGAGACUGGCUCAGAAGUGCUACGUCAACGCGUCACAGACGAGGAAGACAAGGCGAAGAAGCUGGCGUCCGAGCUGGCAGAAGCCAAGUCCCAUAUCAAUAGCCUCGAUGUCGAACUCUUCCGGCUGCAAAAGAAGCACAAGGCGCACCAAAGCUCAGCAGAGGCUUCUGCCGAACGUCUAGGAAAGCGGGCAGAUCGCGCGAAAGAGGUGUCGCAAAAGCUUUACUUGCAGAACCAGCGCUUGGGCCGACUCCUUGAACGACUGGGCCUCGUCAUGUCAUACCAAGGUGAUGCUAUGACGAUCGAACGUGCGUCGAAGAUGGCUGCUAGUACCGUGAUCAUGGACCCGCAUUCACAGAUGAGCAGACAAGUCUCGGUCACGUCGCCGCCGCCGACUAGGAAGUCUUCGACGGCAGAUAGUGAGUCUGCGAACGAUCUCCGCCUGCUUCAUUGGCCUGACGCGGCAAGUCUGGAAGAGGAGAGUGCACAGUAUGAGGCAUUCUUGAACCACAUUUCGCGCUUCGAUCUGGAUGUCUUCUCGGAUGCGGUCACGAAGCGAGUCAAGGACUUUGAGUACACGGCCAAGAAGUAUAGCAAGGAGGCGAAAGAUUCUACGAAGCGGGCAGAGGCGUAUAAGGAACGUGCUGUCAAGCUGAGGAAUGAGGGUCACGCGAAGAUUGCAGUCAGAGACUUUAAGGAAGGUGAUCUUGCACUGUUCUUGCCGACACGAGGUGGACAGGUCAAGGGUGCUUGGGCUGCCUUCAAUAUCGGAUGUCCGCACUACUUCCUCGCGGAAAGAGAAGGCAUGAGACUCGGCACGCGAGACUUUAUCGUCGCCAGAAUCCAGAAAGUCGAGCAGAAAGUCGUGGACCUAAGCGGUCAACGCGCCUCGCACCACAACGACAACAGAAGUCUCGGCGAAGCAUCCGACGCGCCCUCAUCCAUGAACGUCGAAGACGACAACCCCUUCGACCUCUCAGACGGCCUGACAUGGUGGAUGGUCCACGCCACCGAAGAACGCGGCGCGGGUGCAGCACCCACCACACCCGGCCUAGGCAAAUCGACAGUGGCAGCCGCGAACGUCGACGCGAAGGGCAGCAUUCGAAUCAAACCCCGCAGCAAAGGCGACGAUGCUAGCAAGCAUCUUAAUAAGAGCUUGGAUAGUCGUCGUAGUAGCUCGACUUCGAAGAAGGGUGUGAAUCUCGCCUCCACGCCUACUACUGCGGCCGUGGCGGUUGAUACGCGGCAGAGACCGGAGAGUAAGGCUAGCUCACAGGAUAUGAGGCCUUUGCCAGCACCCGCGGGGAGUGGGUUGGGAAUUGUCAGUACGAAUGAUUCCACGAUGACGAAUGCUUCGGCGAGUACGGAUAGGACUUUCAUGACUGCUAUGCAACCCCCUUCCACCGUUCCGCAGCAGCAGCAGCAGCAUGAUCAGAUCCGGCACGUCUCAACAACACCACAACGUCCCACCUCCUCCGGCCGCACCGCUGACCGAGGAGGUGGCGGUGGCGGCGGCAUGUCACCACGCACCCGCUCCAAAUCACCAUCGAAAUCUGUCCGAUCUCUACAGCAGCAUCUCGAUACAGCACCGAAACCCUCGCCGGCAAAACAGCAGCAGAAGAAGUCCGGGUGGGAGAGUUUGUUUUCGGCGGAGUUUUCGUUGGAGAGUCCUACGAAGGAGAAGAAGAAUUUCGGUUGA